Penicillium pulvis is the source of this 1734-nucleotide messenger RNA. RefSeq names its product putative AMP-binding domain protein. Bases 1 to 1734 code for a protein of 577 amino acids. Lineage: Eukaryota; Fungi; Ascomycota; Eurotiomycetes; Eurotiales; Aspergillaceae. The record is from RefSeq and is a predicted model, not a curated record. The transcript is spliced from 5 exons.
AUGUCUGGAACAAAGUCCCGACUCUCGAGCUUGCUCGCGCAUCUUGCGCCUAGUACCCCGGCUCCGUUUGAACAUGACUUCAAUCGUCAUACUCUCUCGCCGACAUUCUUCCUUCCCAGAGCUGCGGCUAUCGAACCUGAUGCGGAAGCGAUCUACCAUGUGACGGUUGAUAAUCAGGUUCUACGCCGAUCUUAUAAAGAGACUGCGACCCGUACUUGUGGUCUGGCGUACUAUCUCAAGAAGCAAGGGUUUGGAAGAGUCGGGAUCCUCGCCACUAACACUCCAGCAUUCCUGGAAUCAAUUUUCGCAAUUGCAGCUGCGGGCGCGAUCAAUGUUGCCGUGAACUAUCGACUUAAACAAGAUGAUAUAGCUUAUAUCUUUGAACAUGGAGACGUGGACAUGAUCAUUGUGGACAAAGAGUUUGAACCACUACUUGCAACUUAUCGAUCCCGACAUCCGAAUGUUCCAUUUCUUGUGGAUGAUGACAAAUACAGCGAGCCCUGGGGAGUGUCUGGGAAUGGUGACUUUGGCACUGCUAUUCAGGAAGGUUGGGCAUAUGACCAGGAAACUGGACAGCGCGGAUGGGAGGGACUAGAGAGUCAGGCUCCCGACGAAGAUUCCAUCGUCGCACUUGCGUAUACCAGUGGAACAACUGCACGCCCCAAGGGAGUGGAAUUCACUCAUCGUGGCUGCUAUCUAGCAUCAUUGGCAAAUGUGGUCGAGUCAGGACUGAAUUUUCAUAAUGGGCGAGCUAAAUAUUUGUGGACGCUACCUAUGUUCCAUGCAAUGGGAUGGACUUUCCCAUGGGCUGUGACCGCUGUUCGCGGAACUCACUACUGUCUCCGCAAGAUCGACUACCCCGAGAUUUGGCGACUGCUGAAGGAGGAGCGUAUCACUCAUUUCAAUGCCGCACCGACUGUCAAUACGCUCCUCUGUAAUGCUAAGGAAGCUGAAAAGCUGUCUCAUUCUGUGCGCGUCACGGUGGCUGCCAGCCCGCCAACGGCGCAUCUGUUCGAGCAAAUGACGGAUCUCAAUCUUCACCCCGUUCACGUUUAUGGUAUGACCGAGACGUACGGGCCGAUCACCAAGGGAUAUUUCUUGCCGCAAUGGGAUCAGAUUCCCUUGAAAGAAAAAUAUCAGAAAAUGGCUCGCCAGGGCCAUGGUUUCAUCACGAGUCUCCCCGCCCGUGUGAUCAAAACUGAUGUGACCGAGGGAACAGUCAUUGAUGUCCAGCGAGACGGCAAGGAGAUCGGUGAGAUUGUAUUUGUGGGUAACAUCUGUGCCCGCGGUUACUACAAGGACUCUGAGGCCACCCGAAAACUGUUUGCUGGGGGUGUAUUGCACUCUGGAGAUUUGGCAGUAUGGCACCCAGACGGCGCCAUUCAAAUCCUCGAUCGUGCUAAGGAUAUCAUCAUCAGUGGCGGCGAGAACAUCUCGUCUGUUGCCCUUGAAUCUAUGCUGGUCACCCAUCCCGACAUCCUCGAAGCGGGUGUGGUCUCCGUCCCGGAUAGUCACUGGGGUGAACGGCCACAGGCCUUUGUCACCGUGAAACCAGGGAAAAACUUGGAAGGCGAAGAUGUGAUUAGCUGGGCUCGCAGCUCCAGCGAUAUCAGUAAAUUCAUGAUCCCUCGGGAAGUGGUAGUGGUGGAUGAAUUACCCAAGACCAGUACAGGCAAGAUUCGCAAGAACGUGCUGCGAGAGUGGGUGAAAGAGCCUGGAAAGAAUACUAACUAA